Sebastes umbrosus (honeycomb rockfish) is the source of this 1387-nucleotide messenger RNA. RefSeq names its product nucleoporin 35 (gene nup35). The coding region runs from base 283 to 1167 and encodes 294 amino acids. Gene Ontology annotation, cellular component: nuclear pore central transport channel; nuclear membrane; nuclear pore nuclear basket. Gene Ontology annotation, molecular function: phospholipid binding; structural constituent of nuclear pore; single-stranded DNA binding. Lineage: Eukaryota; Metazoa; Chordata; Actinopteri; Perciformes; Sebastidae. The transcript is spliced from 9 exons. The record is from RefSeq and is a predicted model, not a curated record. Gene Ontology annotation, biological process: nuclear pore organization; regulation of DNA-templated transcription; NLS-bearing protein import into nucleus.
AGUCGCCUCCGUUAGCUUAGCAUCCAGUCAGCUCGCUCCACGAGCAGCACUGAGAUCCAGAAACAACCUGCUUUAGACUGAAAUAUCCCAUUUUAAACCACUCCACGUUAACUAAUAGGAUGCUAUAAGUUAUCAUUUAGCUUCCCCUUCAGUAGAGUUUUCAAUAACAGUGAGUUAUAGCGAUAAAUCAGUUAGUUUAGCUAGCCUCGUUAGCUAGCCGGCCGUCUGACGUCAUUUCCUACUUUUGAAUAUCGCGGCCAGAAAGUAAAGAAACAGAAACAGAUGGAGCAACAAGUGGGAAAUGAACCGAUGAGCCUGGGCUCUCCCACCUCUCCCAAGCCGACCCCUGGAGCUCAGUUUCUCCCCGGCUUCCUGAUGGGCGACCUGCCAGCUCCAGCUAGCCCCCAGCCGCGCCCCUUCAGUCUAUCCACGCCCAUCAUGGAGAGCACAGGUACGCCUCGAGGAGGAGUUGGAGGAGGCUCGGCCCCACAGCCUGUUGUCCCCACCCCCAAAGAUAAGAGUGGGGCCCCACCAGUUCGCAGUAUCCAUGACGACCUGGUUACUGUGACGACGCCCCUCAGCACAUACAGACAGUCUUUUCCAGUUAUGCAAUCUCCUCUGUCUGCACGAGGGGCCUCAACUCCAGGUGUGCAGCAGCUGUGCCUGUCUCCAGCUCAGGUGGAUCCCUUCUACAGUCAGGGAGAGUCUCUGUCAUCUGACGACCAGCUGGACCAAACCUGGGUCACUGUGUUUGGUUUUCCUCCAGCCUCAGCCUCCUACAUCCUGCUGCAGUUCGCUCAGUACGGAAACAUCCUCAAACACACGAUGGCGUCUCCUGGUAACUGGAUGCACCUUCAGUAUCAGUCCAGACUUCAGGCCAGGAAAGCUCUGUCUAAAGAUGGGAAAGUGUUUGGUGACGCCAUCAUGGUGGGAGUCAAACCCUGCAUAGACAAGAGUGUAAUGGACAGCAGUGCAGCCGUCUCUACUCCCCUCUCCUCCUCCUUCUCCUCCUCCAUCCUCCCCUCCACUCCUCGCUCCGCCAUCAGACCGCUCAGCGCCGCUUACAGGAGCUCCGGCAGCGACUACCAGGUGGUAGCAGACCGACAGACACCCAGGAAGGACGACAGUAUGGUUUCAAAAGCGAUGGAGUACAUGUUUGGCUGGUGACAUUACACAAUGCAUCAUGGGAUACCUGCAGCCUCAAAGGAAAGAGGGGAGUCCAUGGACAGAUGGAUGAACUGAUUCACUACACUGUGUGUGAUUGUGAGAGAGUGUGUGUGUGAGUGUGUGUAUGUUGAGGUAGAGGAUCUUUCUGUCUUUCUUCUUUUAUAAUCAAUAUUUUUUAAUGUUUUUGUCUCAAUAAAGUUUUUUCUCUGGUUUGAAUUCA